Molecule: messenger RNA, 5444 nt
Organism: Monomorium pharaonis (pharaoh ant)
Lineage: Eukaryota; Metazoa; Arthropoda; Insecta; Hymenoptera; Formicidae
Gene: Agpat1
Product: 1-acyl-sn-glycerol-3-phosphate acyltransferase alpha
Exons: 4
Coding region: 344-1162 (272 amino acids)
Biological process (GO): phosphatidic acid biosynthetic process
Cellular component (GO): endoplasmic reticulum; membrane
Molecular function (GO): 1-acylglycerol-3-phosphate O-acyltransferase activity
Source: RefSeq, a predicted model, not a curated record
CUCUUUCCCCCUUGCAAGCGGCGCAGCUUAAUAUCCUCCGUCGCCGAACGACGACGGCAGUGUUCGCUUGCGCAGCAGCGUGCCGCGUCGCGGUAGUUUCUCGUGGGAGCCGUCGGUCGGAGUCGGUUUCGAACGUAUCGUCGGAAACCCCGCCGAGGUUGCCGCGCGCGUCUGGCUCGGUCGUAAUAAAAAGUCGGGUGAACGUAAUAUCGUUCGCGGGGGGAGGAAAGAAGGGAAGAGCGAACGGAGAGCGCGGGAAAAAGGUUUGCGUGUCAAAUUCGUCGCACCACGUUCGUACAUACGUUAGGUCGUCGUCCCCCCCUCCCCCCGUCGGUCGCGGAAGAUGGCUCCGUCGUGCUUCGAGGUGAUCCUCGUCGGCUUUAUCCUCGUGCUGCCGUUCCUGUACGAGACCAGCCGCACCUUCCGCUACUACUUCAAGUUCCUCAUCUACUACGGCAUCGUGAUGAUGAAUUCGGUCCUGCUCACGCCUGUCUUCUCGCUGCGCCCCGGCAACGUCAAGAAUUUGCUACUGGCAUCGUCGUUAUGCCAUCACAUCAGUACUCUGCUGGGUCUGCGAUGGGAGCUGCGGGGAAGAGAACACUUGGAGAAGAACAGAGCUUGUAUAAUCGUGGCAAAUCAUCAGAGCUCACUAGACAUACUGGGAAUGUUUGAUAUUUGGCCGGUGAUGGACAAGUGCACUGUCGUCGCCAAGAAGGAACUUUUCUACGUGUGGCCGUUUGGUUUGGCCGCGUGGUUGUGCGGUCUAAUUUUCAUCGACAGAAUGAACUCCGAAAAAGCACGAACCGCCCUCAACACCGCCACAAAGGAGAUCACGGAGAAGAAGAUUAAGCUGUGGAUAUUUCCUGAGGGCACCAGACACAAUACUGGCGAGAUACAUCCGUUCAAGAAGGGUGCCUUCCACGUUGCGAUUAGGUCGCAAUUACCUAUACUACCGGUCGUAUUCUCCUCCUAUUAUUUCUUAUCCGCGGAAGAAAAAAAAUUUGAUUCCGGGCGCAUUCUCGUAACGACAUUGCCGCCCAUCUCAACCGAAGGACUCGAUACAAACGACAUGGAAGAGUUAAUGGAAAAGACACGAAAUGCCAUGAGCGAAGUGUUUCACGCGACGAGUCGCGAGAUCCAGCAGUCCCUGCCUGUCCGGUAAGACGCCGAACGAUCAUUAUUAGGCUGUAACGAACGAGCUCACGCACGUUUUCAAGAAAUGAGCAAAUAAGCUUACUUCUUUACAAGAGUUAACGAAUAAGUCUCCACGCGGGAACCAAAGACUAAGCGUCCGAUUAGCUAAUAUUAUCUUAUUGCGUUAUUACAAUAUGAUACUCUAAUUUUAUAUUUUAAUGUCUCUCCAACUUAGAGAAAGUGGAUAGCGUCAGAUUUUUCUAUCCGUCUACAUUCUUCUCAUGCCUUUAUUCAUUAUCUUAUAAAUCAAGAAUUUAGACGAUUCUUCAGCAUUUAUGACUAAGUUGUCGAUUUUAUGUUUAUUAUUGGUGUAUAGAUACGUUUUCAUAUUUAUACAUCAGAAUAUUGCAGCAAUUUACAGUAAUAUUACACAAUGUUACUGUAGCAUUAUUGGAACAUUCUGUAAUAUUCUGCGCUGUAUGAGAUCGCAUGUACGAUAAACGAUAGUUUAUGAUUUGAUUGCUGCAUAUAAUAAACUUUUUUAUUUAGAGAUAUGCAUUUUAAAAUGAAAAAAAAAAGUUUCUGGUAAAAUACGUAUACGAUUGGAAAAUAAUUAUAUAUGUCGCUAAGAAGAAUUAUAAACAUCGUUUUUAAUCAAUAUUAGACAUAAUUUGGAAAAACUGCGUACAUGAAGUAUCUAUAUGAUAUACUCUUUAGCGUGGACGCACCAAGAUAGUGAGAGAAAAAACGAACUUUCGAUAUGUAUAUCAUGAUUUUUCAUAGAAGUUACGGGUUGUAAAUAUGAUUGGUUAGAAUGCAUUUUUGCAUAAAUUAUAGAAAUAUUGUUAACGUUUAUACUUAACGAUUUGUACUAAAUUCCAUUAGAUAUAUUUUGCUAUAUAUAAACUAUGCUUGUACAUUUCCACUCGUCUGUUUUAUGCUUCCACUCGUUUUCAUAUAAUUAUUUUGUAAAAAGAUUAACAAGGAGAUACCGAAAUGUGAUAAUAAUCGAUUUGGAUGAAACUUAUUCUAUCGAUAUAUUAUCAUGUCAAAUAUUAAUGGAUAAUAAAAGGAUAAUCGGUUAUAUUCAAUCGUUGGCGAGAAAACCGUGAGUAAAAAUUACGAGCGCCUUAUUAACAAAGAAGAGAAUCUUUCGGCGAUCUUUCAAGAAAUUGCGAUUUUCUCGCGAACGGUUGAAUAUAACUGAUUAUCCUUUUACCCAUUAAUACUUGACAUGAUAAUAUAUCGAUAGAAUAAGUUUCAUCCAAAUCGAUUAUUAUCAUACUCCGGCGUCUCCUUGUAAGAUACAUGCAAUUGUAGAAAAAGUGCACUUUAAUUUUUAACAUUUUAAAGAGAAGCAUAUCUCCUUCAACACAUUCUUUCAGAUGAUUUUCCGAAUAUAUAUUUCCUUUGUGAAAUAUAAAAUAAAACUUAACUUUGGUUAUCGAUUAACUCGUCACUGUAUAUCGAGAUAAUUGUUCAUAAUCAAGAUAAUAAGAAAAAUAAUUUUAAUUGAAUGAUAUUAUAAUAAACCUGAGGCACAUUAAUAGUCACUUUGUGCUACAGUGUACAUACGUUUUUCACCUACAAUUAGUUAUGAUUGCGAUAUUAUGAUAAAAUGAUCGUGAUCGGUAUUCGACAUUAAACUUUAAUCCUUGGACAUUCCUCGGAUGAUCGCACUUUCAAUUUCAUAGUGUCUCUACUCUCUGCAUACUACGAUUGACGAAAUGUCGCAUUCUAUAUUAAGGCAACAUCUUCUUUUACAUUAAAUUUCCAAACAGUGAUUGUGUUCAGUUCAGCGUAGUUUACGUAAUAUUUUCUUGCUUAUCGCAUUUCAAUUCAACUAGCAUUAAUAGAGUUGAUUAAAAAGAUCUAGUUGUUGGUAAGAAAAUAUUAUGCCAAAUUGCGCUCUUUUUUUCUUCCAAGAUUCACUGCUGAAAUUCAUAAAUUUUAAAAUAUAUAAAUAUACGAAUUGAGAAUAUCAAAUGUUUGUCCAUUGCGUUUCUUUCAAUAUUGUAUGGAAAAAAUUGUGUUUGUUGCAGAAUCAUAAACGUUUGCUCGCGGUCAUAAAAAACAAACUCUAACUAUAUCGCGUAUGUAACGUGUCAACAUGAUCAAUCGUUCGCGCGACUUCCGCACUGCGGUACGUUUAUAUUUUGCAUCAGAUAUCAAUUUUCUUGUAAGCUGCAACGAUCACACAAUAGUCGUAUAGUACAAUCCGAACAAUGUUAAAGCCGUUUUCGUUUAGCCGUUAAAAUAGUAAGAGAGAGUAGUGCAUCAUAUUAACUUUCAACAGCUUCCCUUGUAAUUAAAAAAAAAAAAUGUAUUUAAGUAGAAAACUUCUGCUUAAGUGUAUACAAACACAAGUAUUUGGAGAUUUCGAUUACCUGACCGAUCGAGUGUUCUACGAUGUUCAAUUAAUUAUACGUGAUUUCAAACAUGCACGAUUAGCGAUUUAUAUGCAAAAAAUAAAUCUCGAAUUCAUUGUUACUUAAUUAAUUAUAAUUAAUUGAUUAAUUUAUUUAUAGAGUGCUUUAUGUUUUUUCAUAUAUAUAUAUAUAUAUAUAUAUUCAGAAAACUUAACUAACUAAUCUUACAAAUUCCUUUACUUUUCACGCUACAGUUCACACUAAUGUAAUCAUCCACGAUCUCGAACAGCUAAUUUUCUUCUGAGCAUCGAAUGUGUAAUAUGAAUUGAGUUUUGAAGAUUAAUUUCUUUUUCCUUAAAAUUCAAUUUAAUUAUUUUAGGAAUAUGACCGGCUUAUAACAAAAUAUAUCUUUUUAAGUUAAGGAGUCGGCAAGAAUGAGAAAAUCAGUGUUUAAUUUAAAAAAAGUUUGUAUGAUAGCUUAAAGAAUGCUCAUUAAUUGAAUAAAAAAUUUUGAGUACAUGGUCCCUUGUUUUCUAAAAAAAAAAAAAAAAAAAUAAAUAAAGUUAUUGAAAAUUAAGUUGUAUACUAUGUUAAGAAAAUAUUUUGCAAUUUUUAUCAGUGACUGUAUAAAAAUAUCCGCGACGUAACUUUUGAUUACGUGUUUUCAAUUAAAAAACCUAACAAUAAAAACAUUUUUUAUUUAAUUAAAUAUUAGAAAUAAUUUUUUACACAAAAUAAAUUAGUUGAAAAUUAAAAAUAGUAAUUUUUGUUUUACAUUUUAUUUAUUUAUAUAAAUAUUUAAUCUUUGUCAUACAUUUUUCACAAUAGCGAGGUUGAAAUUUGAAUUAAAAAUUGAAACAUAACAUUUUGCCAUUAAGAAUAUCGAUUAAGUGAAGACUUAUUACAUUUGCACCUAUUUUUCAUUAAAUUUUCGGGAAUAAAUAUAAUUGUUUAAGAAAAUAUCUAUAGGAAAAUUGUUUUUCUAAUUCUUGUCGACUCCUUUAAAUAGUUUUUAGACUACGUAAGAAACUGCGUACACUUUUCUCACACUGUGGCUGUUAUAUGUUAUAUAUGUGUUAUAUGAGAUAAUUAUUGAUUCGUCAUCAUAAUUAAGCUACAGGAAUAUUUUUAUAUCAAGAAUGAAUCGAGAUGUAUAGUCAUUGCGAAAUAUGUAAUCUUGUUUGUCGGAUAUAUUUCUUAAUCGAAAAAACAUUUCGAUAAUAACAUAAAUCCAUUGUGACUUCGGCAUUAGAUAAAGGAAUGUAGUUCACGAAGGAUUUGAAAUUUCGAACCUCCGAGUUAAUCGAUCUUAUUAUAGACUAUGUUUGCACGACAUCCUUAAUCAAGUUUAAUAACAUCUGUACUUCUAGAGCUGACCAAUCAUAAUCAUUCCACUCUUCCGAAGAAUAGCUGUAAUUGAUCAGUUUUAUAAAUCCGGUGUUACUAAACCCAACGUGUAAACGUAGUCAUAGAUGCAAUCAAGUAAACAUUCAGAAGACUUUUGAAUGAAUUGAUCGCGUUAGUAUUAUCUUCCUGAUGAAUAUAAAAGAAAACGCACAAUUUUCAAUCGUACGCUAUUAACGCUACGUUUAAUAUACGAUUUCUAGUGUAAUCGAAUAAUAUAUUUCGGGCAUAUAGACAGUUUGGAGUCAAAUUUUACCAUUUAAAAAUCUGAAAAACAAGAACUUUCUUGAAUUUACAAGUAAUGCCGAUGUCUAUCUUUCUUCUCGAAAAUAUCAUAAGUUUCAUUAUUGAUUUAUCGGUAUAACCGCUAAAUUACGUAACCUCACCGCUUAAUUACGUAAAUGAUUGAACUGCAGAUACGUAAAAAAUAUUUAUAAAAAUUACUUUAAAAUCUUAACGAUGCUACAGUUAUCGAGAAUGUCGUCCACCAAAGAUUUAUCAUCUCAGUGCCAAUUCACAAAAAAAAAAAAAAAAAAA